AUGAGUUUGACUGGAAAGACUGCCCUGAUUACUGGUGGAACCAAGAACCUAGGGAAAACCACCGCUAUCGAACUAGCAUCAAAACACAAAUGCAAUUUAUUUUUGCACCACAACAGUACGCAAGGUGAUGAAGAAACUCUCGCAAAGGAAUUGAGAGAUAAAUAUGGAGUUAAAGUUGAAUUAUACCAAGGAAAGCUAGGUAACCAAGCUUCUUUGACCAAAUUGUUCGACACAGCAGUUGAAAAAUUGGGAAAAAUUGACAUUGCCGUUAACAAUGUUGGUAAAGUGCUAAAGAAACCUGUCGUGGAGGUAACUGAGGAAGAAUUUGAUCAAAUGGACAUUAUCAACAACAAGAUAGCCUUUUUCUUUAUCUCUGAAGCAGGUAAGAAAGUUUCAGAUGGAGGACGAAUCAUUUCGCUCGUCACUUCCUUGCUGGCUGUUUAUACACCAUUUUAUCCAACUUAUCAAGGAACGAAAGCACCAGUUGAAUAUUAUUCGAAGGCUGCCUCUAAGGAAUUGAUGGCGAGAAAUGUUACUGUAAACUGCGUUGCACCGGGUCCCAUGGACACUCCAUUUUUCUAUACUCAAGAAACCCCAGAAGCCGUAGAAUUCUACAAGAGUAGCGCAUUGCAGCAGAGACUUACUAAAAUCGAGGACAUUGCGCCUAUUAUUAGCUUCUUGGCCACCGAAGGUGGAUGGAUGACUGGCCAAGUGCUUUUUGCUAACGGUGGGUUAGCUGCAAAAUAA
Zygosaccharomyces rouxii is the source of this 747-nucleotide messenger RNA. RefSeq lists its product as uncharacterized. Lineage: Eukaryota; Fungi; Ascomycota; Saccharomycetes; Saccharomycetales; Saccharomycetaceae. The coding region runs from base 1 to 747 and encodes 248 amino acids. The transcript has a single exon. The record is from RefSeq and is a predicted model, not a curated record.